This is a messenger RNA of Oppiella nova, 391 nucleotides long. The record is from the annotation of a GenBank genome assembly. NCBI's taxonomy places the organism in Eukaryota, Metazoa, Arthropoda, Arachnida, Sarcoptiformes, Oppiidae.
AUAAAGACGAUAAGAAGUACCACAACACAGAUGUGUCGACAGCAGAGGACAAUCAUUUAGUUAUGGAAGCAUUUUUCGAGAAAUACCCAAAUCUGAAGAAAAACCCAUUUUAUAUAACGGGUGAAAGUUAUGCCGGAAUUUAUAUCCCAAUGUUAGCCCAACAGAUAUUCGUCAAGAAUUCCACAAUUAAUUUGAAAGGUGUUGCCAUUGGAAAUGGAUACCUGGAUUUGGGUACAUUAGGCGGUCAGCACAGCAUUGAUAUGAAAUUGGGUCACGGAUUCGUUACAACAGAUUCUUAUGAGAAGAAGAUUGAGAAUUGCUGUGAAUGUAAGACCGGAGAAGUGCAACACGGAUGCGAUUUCUCUAAACCAGUCAAUGCUACGUAAGUUUA